AUGGGCAAGCUGGAAACUGUUCCUGAACAAAUCGAUUUUUCUAAAGAAGAGGAGAAAACUCUUGAAAGGUGGCGUCGAGAGAAACUCUUCGAAAAAACUUUAGAACAAAAUAAAAAUUGCCCUCCAUUUACCUUUUACGACGGCCCUCCAUUUGCAACUGGCCUUCCGCAUUAUGGUCAUUUGUUAGCAGGCACAAUAAAAGAUGUUGUAACUCGGUGGGCACAGCAGAACGGUUUUUUUGUCGAGAGACGUUUUGGGUGGGAUACACAUGGGUUACCUGUUGAAUAUGAGGUCGAUAAAACGCUAGGGAUUAAAGGCCCACAUGAUGUUUUAGCGAUGGGCAUCGACAAGUAUAAUGCAGAAUGCCGGAAGAUUGUCAUGAGGUACUCUGCAGAAUGGGAGGUGAGCUUUUUAGCCUUUUCACAUUUCGUUAAUAUAUGUUAUUACUGCUUAAAGUUACAACAUCAUUUAGGCUACAGUGGAGUGAUGCCAUUUUCUACAAGCUGCUCUACACCUUUAUCAAAUUUUGAGGCAGGACAGAAUUAUAAAGACGUGGUGGACCCUGCAGGUGAUUUUUUGAAUUGUUUGAGGUCGGCAUGGACAACAACUCCGUGGACUUUACCCAGCAAUUUGUCUUUGGUAGUCCAUCCUGACCUUGACUAUGUUUUGAUAGAAGACAGCGCUUCGGGGAAAAAAUACAUUCUUCUCGAAGAGCGGCUUUUUGAACUUUACAAAAAGGCUGAUGGAUACAAUGUCUUGGAUCGUUUCAAAGGCAAGACGAUGGAAGGAAAGAAGUAUCAGCCACUUUUCCCGUACUUUGCCUACAUGAGGGAAGAAAGGGAUGCGUUUCGGGUAAUUACUGGUACUUUCGUGACUACCGAUCAAGGUACCGGUGUCGUUCAUCAGGCGCCCUAUUUUGGAGAGAUUGAUUAUCAAGCUUGUCUGGAAAACAACAUUAUUACCAAAGAUAUGAAACCGAUAUGUCCUGUAGAUGAAUGUGGGAAGUUUACGGCUCCAGUUGAUGAUUUCAAAGGACUUUAUGAGAAGGGUAAUUUAAUAAAACACGGUGAGGUGAAGCACAGUUACCCGUUUUGUUGGCGUUCUGACACGCCACUGCUUUAUAUGGCUGUUCCGUCCUGGUUUAUACGCGUUGAGUCAUUGGUUCCAGCUCUUCUUGAAAACAAUUCUAAAACUUACUGGGUCCCUUCCUUUGUGAAAGACAAGCGGUUCGGAAAUUGGCUGAAAGAUGCUCGUGACUGGGCUGUGUCUAGAAAUAGGUUUUGGGGUACACCGAUAAACUUGUGGGUCAGCGACGACCUGGAGGAAAUUGUAUGCCCAUCUUCAAUUGCUGAGCUGGAGAAGCUUACUGGAGUAAAGGUGACAGAUUUGCAUCGAGAAAAUGUUGAUAAUUUAACGAUUCCUUCGAAAACAGGACGAGGUGUCUUACAUAGAGUCAGUGAAGUUUUUGACUGCUGGUUCGAAUCAGGAUCUAUGCCUUAUGCGCAGAGGCAUUAUCCCUUUGAGAAUCGUAAAGGCUUUGAGGAAAAUUUCCCAGCAGAUUUUAUAGCCGAAGGCAUUGACCAAACACGUGGUUGGUUCUAUACCCUUCUUGUUCUUUCGACGGCUCUUUUCAACCGCCCUCCAUUCAAAAAUCUCAUCUGUAAUGGCCUUAUUCUUGCUUCUGAUGGCUCAAAAAUGUCAAAAAGAAAGAAGAAUUAUCCAGAUCCUGUUUAUAUUAUCGAAAAGUAUGGGGCGGAUGCUUUACGAGUUUAUUUAGUAAAUUCGCCUGCUGUCAGAGGAGAGGCUCUACGCUUUAGAGAGGAAGGUGUAAAAGAUGUAUUGAAGGAUGUAUUUCUGCCGUGGUAUAAUGCUUAUAGAUUCUUCGUACAGAACGUCCAGGCUUAUGAACAUGAAAGCAGGAAAGUUUUUGCACUGCUGGACCAAGAAUCUGACAACUUGAUGGACCAUUGGAUAGUGUCUUUCACUCAUAGCUUAGUUAGAUUUGUGAGGAAAGAAAUGACGAACUAUUGUUUGUAUGCUGUGGUCGGACCACUAACCAAAUUUUUUGACACGCUAACGAAUUGCUACAUUAGGCUGAACAGAAGGCGAAUGAAGGGUGGCGAUGGAGAAGAGGAUUCUUUGAAGUCUCUUACAACGUUAGGAAGUGUACUUUUACUCACUGUACGUUUAAUGGCUCCUUUCACUCCAUUUUUCUGUGACUUACUUUGGCAGAACCUUCGGUAUAUAGUACCUAACGGUGCCGACUCGGUUCAUUUUGAGAGGAUACCAGAACCAAGAACCGAUUUGAUUGACGAAGUUGUUGAAAGAAGGGUGUCUGCCAUGCGUUCUGUUGUGGAUUUGGUUCGUGUGUUAAGAGAAAGGAAAGGGAUCCCAGUAAAGUAUCCCCUGAAGGAAUUGGUUGUCAUAAACAGGGAUUCCGUCUUCCUUGAGGAUUUAGUUUCGCUGCAGUCUUACGUUCUCUUAGAAACUAAUGUGCGGAUGUUAACUGUUUCCCAAGAUAAAGAGAAGUAUGGUGUGAAGUUAAAGGCAGACCCGAAUUUUAAAUUGCUUGUUUUGUGGUAUGGCUUAUUAAAUGGUUUUGGUGGGUCUGUUCUUGGGACUAAAGUGACUGAAGAAGAAUUAACCACUUUGUUGGAAACUGGAAAACUCAAGGUGUUGGAUUAUGAGGUAACGUCAGAAGAGGUAGCAGUUUCGUACUGCACAAGUGGGCUAUCUGCAGCUGGAGAUCAUUUUGAAACUCAUACGGUUGUAAUGUUGGAUUUCUCUGAAGACGAAGUUUUGAAAGAAGAAGGCCUGGCAAGAGAAGUAAUAAAUCGUAUUCAAAAGCUACGGAAAACGGCAAAGCUAGUUACUACUGAUGCAGCUGUUGUCUACAUUCGUGUCACUCCUGCUGGUCACCAACUGGCUGGGGUUAUUCGGCGGUGUGAAGGCAUGAUUUCUAAUGCGACAGGUUCUCCCUUGUGUCUCAGUGAAUAUCCUUCAGGGGCUAAUAUUUUGACUUCAUCUUCAAACGUCAAGGAUGCACAGUUAGAGGUUAGUUUCAUUUUGUAUUUAUUUGGAAUGUGA
Enterobius vermicularis (human pinworm) is the source of this 3087-nucleotide messenger RNA. NCBI's taxonomy places the organism in Eukaryota, Metazoa, Nematoda, Chromadorea, Rhabditida, Oxyuridae. The record is from the annotation of a GenBank genome assembly.